AUGACGCACCUCAAUGGUUUGUCUGCUGUAAUUUGUCCUCACCGACGCCACGGCCACCCUUGUUUCAUUCAAAAGCCUAGUGCACCCAACACUGGCGACUGGUUGACGCUUUGCAUCCGGUUUGACAACCCCGAAAAAUCCUCUAUGCAUGCGGUGCUGCUGGAGCCGCGAUUUCUGUCACCGUUGGAUGGCCGAUCUCUGCCGUCUCCAAGGACCUCGGAAUGUUUCACGCCUCCGAGGUCCGGGAUGUCAACUGGUGCACUACAAAGAUCCACCUCGUGGGCGGUUUAUGCGCGACAAAACUCUUUGUCAUCCCAGAGCUCGUACAGCAAGCAGCUUUCCGGCACCUCUCAAGGCAGCCACAGCUGCAGGCUCCCGCUGCAAUCGAUGAGUCUUCAAAGUCAGAAGCUUCAGAAGCAGCCGACGUUCCCAUCUCGAACUCAGUCCUCCUCGACUGUGACGGGCAGCGCCGUGAGUCAAGCUUCGUCACCCUCUGCAACAUCAGGUGGCUCCAGGGCAAGCCUGCGAGAGAGAAUGCCAGAGGCUGAGCUCGUACAGGAACUACGGGAGCUGAAGGAAUCGCUGAAGAUCAUGACCAUGGAGCAAAGCCAACGGAGUCUUUGA
Molecule: messenger RNA, 624 nt
Organism: Symbiodinium sp. CCMP2592
Lineage: Eukaryota; Dinophyceae; Suessiales; Symbiodiniaceae
Source: the annotation of a GenBank genome assembly